This is a messenger RNA of Amyelois transitella, 2551 nucleotides long. RefSeq names its product zinc finger protein PLAG1. Gene Ontology annotation, biological process: regulation of transcription by RNA polymerase II. The record is from RefSeq and is a predicted model, not a curated record. Bases 281 to 844 code for a protein of 187 amino acids. NCBI's taxonomy places the organism in Eukaryota, Metazoa, Arthropoda, Insecta, Lepidoptera, Pyralidae. Gene Ontology annotation, molecular function: DNA-binding transcription factor activity, RNA polymerase II-specific; RNA polymerase II transcription regulatory region sequence-specific DNA binding. The transcript has a single exon. Gene Ontology annotation, cellular component: nucleus.
UCAAUGUUUGUAGUUUUUCACGAAAAGAAAGGAUUUGUAUUUUUGGAAAAAUACAGUUAUUUUUCGUUCUCCAGGCCAACACUGUAAGAUUUUGAAAAUAUAUUGUUGUUACGUAGUGCAACCAGUGUAACAUAUUCGUUUAACACGAAAUUUUUGUUCUCGUCAACUAAUAAUUGGACUGCCUACGUGUUGAGUCAAACACUGAACAUUUUCAAGAAAUACUCGUAAAAGCUAUGAGAUAUUGAUUUCAUAGGUCGACAGAGCACAAAAAGGCCCAGUUAUGAAUAAAAAACCUCUUAGGACUGGUCCUAAAAUAAGGAUUACUCGACCAGCAAAUAGAUUGAGACGCCUCGAAGACGGCGCCUUACCCUCCACAAAGGGAGUCGAAGAAGUUAAAUAUAUCUACACCUGUCAGUACUGCCGUCUCAAAUUCACUCAGAACAGCCAUUUUUUCCGCCACAUGACUUCCAAUCACGAGUUACAACAACGUCAAGAAACUUUUGAAUGCAAUGAAUGUCAAAUAGUUUUUAAUAAGAAAGCUAAUUUGGAUAUUCACUGUCAAACGCAUCACCAGGCGAAGAGCAAGUCUAAAUGCGAGAUGUGCUCAAUCACAUUCAAAUCGAGGUAUUGCCUUCGUCGGCAUUUGAAAAUGAAACAGGUCAUGCAAGAGAAUGCAUGUUUGAAAUGCCAGAAGAAAUUUUUGAACAAGGAACAACUGGCUAAGCACAUGCAGAACAAGCAUACAUUUAAAAAUAGAACAUUCCAAUGUGAAUUGUGUUCUCUAAAGUUUAAAGCAAGGGAAUCUCUGCAGAGCCACCUGAAUCGCAUUCAUAAGAGAUUAUGAUUGUGCGAAAGAUUUAGAAAUAGGUAUUGAAGAAAACUAAUAAUAUUGUCUCUUAAAUUUCAUGAUGGAAGAAGGAUCCCAUGACAUUAUGAGACAUGGAAGCACAAAAUUUAUAUAGGUAAUGUAUUUUGUCUGAUUUGGUAUAGAAUUCUGACUUCUACACUAAUUUCAUCCCUUUGCUAGUUUUAUUAAUAGGUUUUUUUUUUCGACAUUUUUUUUACCAUAUUGACAGAAUGGACUCACUCUAUUUUGUAAGAAUUUGUCGAUGUUUCAAGAAUUUAGCAGAAAGUUUCUUAAAGGAAUUAAAUAUAUCUUUGUUCUCAUAAAUUUAUCUAAAAAAAUGAACUACCAAACAUAAUGCUCAAACCUCUUUUUCAUAGUAGUGGAAAUACAGUAAAUUUGUAGGACAAAAUAUACAAAGGCAGACUUAUCCCAUUUAGGGAUCUUUUUCAUACAUACAUACAUACAUAUAAUCACGUCUUUAUCCCUUGCGGGGUAGACAGAGCCAACAGUCCUGAGCGGACUGAUAGGCCACGUUCAGCAAUUCUAUCUUAAAGCCAAAUAGCUGAACGUGGAUCUUUUUCCAUGACUUUAAAUUGAUGGAUGUAUAAAGCAAAAGAACUACAUACAAUAAUUCUGGCAAGUUGAAAGAUAUAGUGUCUGCCUAUCCCUCCGAGAAAGAAAGGUGUGAUUAUAUCUUUAUAUGAUACCAUUAAUGAGUAUAUAAAACUUGGUUGUCGAACUGACAUGUUUAUAAUUUUUGUGAGUUUUUUGUAUUUUAAAAGAAUUAUUUAAUAAAUUAUUGUUAAUAUUCAGAUUGGCUAAAUGUAUAUUAUAUUCAUCUUAUAGUAAAGCGUUGGUGGGCGAAUCGGUAAGGUGCCUGGUUAAAAUAAGCGUCGCGCAUAAAGGCACCGGUUCAAAUACCACAACCAUAUACCAAUUACUAUUUUCGAAGUUAUGUACAUUAGUUUGAAUACUAACCGAUGCUCUUACGGUGAGGGAAAACAUCGUGAGGAAAGCUGCACAUUCAGGCAUCUGGGUGUACAAGCAUAUGAUCCAAUACGGUUCCAAAUCCAAUUUGGUUCCCCUGCAAAGUUUGCAGACCUCAGAUGGGAGUUGCUUCGUGUUAAAACCUGACUCACCCAACCCAGGAUCCAUGGUCAAGGGCUUACCCCGGGUUCCACCCCAAAGUGGUGAGGAUGUAACCAGGACUAAAGCCAGGUGGAAGUAAAAUGUCAUGGAAUUCAAAUACCGUAGUUCGAAACACUAGUUUGAUACACUUGAUAAAGUGAUAUGUAGGUAUUUUGUAAGGUUAAUACCCAAAUUAGCCCCGAUAGAUUCUGCAUGUACGGGCGCACGCGGUUACCACGCAAUAAUGAUGUGAUCAGUUAUCACAGAUGAUUCGUUAGUGUAUUAGUUAGAAAUUAAGAAACAUCGAUAACAAUUUUGGCGUUUUCAUUCUAUGUCACAUAACUAGCUUCCACUUCCGACCCGGCACUUCCUCUUAGUUUGGUGACUUGUCGACGCGUACAAGUAUUGAAAGAUGCUCAAUCUAUUGGGGGUGAUCUGUGGGUUAAUACUUUUGGAUAUACAAAUUUGUACAUAGGUAGUACAAUUAUAUUUGUGACGUGGAUAUUAGAUCUGGUAAAAAGCGAAUACUUUUUAAAUUUAGAUGAUUUUAAGGGUUCCGUGCCAAAACGGUAAAAA